Messenger RNA from Lasiodiplodia theobromae, 543 nucleotides. RefSeq names its product Pathogenesis associated protein. The coding region runs from base 1 to 543 and encodes 180 amino acids. The transcript has 2 exons. The record is from RefSeq and is a predicted model, not a curated record. NCBI's taxonomy places the organism in Eukaryota, Fungi, Ascomycota, Dothideomycetes, Botryosphaeriales, Botryosphaeriaceae.
AUGGGCGAGCCUCUGACCAACGGCGAGAAGCCUUCCUCGCACUUUGUCUCUCAUCUGUCGUCGUAUCCCGUCGUCUCGGAUCUGAUCAGCACCUACAAGUCCAACCCCUACGGCCAGAAGUCGCUGGACCUCAGCAACGCCGCCUACGACCGCUUCGGCAAGCCCAUCGUGCCCUACCUGUCCAAGCCCUACGGCUUCGUCGCGCCCUACGUCCAGCGCGCCGACAGCCUGGCUGACAACGGCCUGAGCGAGGUUGAGAAGCGCUUCCCCAUCGUCAAGGAGGAGACGUCGACCAUCAAGACCAAGGUCGUCGACGUCGCAUACUUCCCCCUGCGUAUCGCUGGCCAGGGCAGGGACUACCUGCUCAACACUUAUAACGAUGAGUACCAGAAGACGGGAGGCAACGGGCUUAUCACCACCGCCAAGGCCGUCAUUAGCACCGAGCUCAAGGUCACGGUUGACGUCCUGCACCUGAUCGCAGACUACCUGGGCCCUAAGAAGGAGGAGGCGAAGAAGUAUGCGCACGAGAAGGUGAACAACUAA